AUAUCUUGUGUGAGUUGGGUUCUUCUACCAGCUCCAUCAGGCUCGAAAAUCUGCUUUGGGCAAAAAUCUUCUGUUUAUCUUCUCUGCCAGCUGCAGGAACCCAACAGCCAAGAUGGAAGCCAUCAAGAAGAAAAUGCUUAUGCUGAAGUUAGACAAGGAGAAUGCUCUGGAUCAGGCUGAACAAGCUGAGGCUGACAGGAAAGCAGCUGAGGACAGAAGCAAACAGCAUGAAGAUGAACUGCUGCAAAUGCAGAAGAAGCUGAAGGCCACGGAGGAUGAGCUGGAUAAAUACUCCGAGGCCCUGAAAGACGCUCAGGAGAAGCUGGAAGUUGCUGACAAAAAAGCAGCUGAUGCUGAGGCAGAGGUGGCUUCACUGAACAGGCGCAUCCAGCUCGUGGAGGAGGAGUUGGACCGAGCGCAGGAGAGACUGGCAACAGCUUUACAGAAACUGGAGGAAGCGGAGAAGGCAGCCGAUGAGAGUGAGAGAGGCAUGAAGGUAAUCGAGAACAGGGCCCUAAAAGAUGAAGAGAAGAUGGAGCUGCAGGAGAUUCAGCUAAAAGAAGCCAAACACAUAGCAGAGGAAGCUGACCGCAAAUAUGAAGAGGUGGCUCGUAAACUGGUGAUUGUUGAAGGGGAGCUGGAGCGUACGGAGGAGAGGGCGGAACUCGCCGAGGCUAAAUGUGCUGAGCUGGAAGAAGAACUGAAGAACGUCACCAACAACCUCAAGUCUCUGGAAGCUCAGGCUGAGAAGUACUCUCAAAAGGAGGACAAAUAUGAAGAGGAAAUCAAGAUUUUAACUGACAAGCUCAAGGAGGCUGAAACCAGAGCUGAGUUUGCAGAAAGAUCUGUUGCUAAGCUGGAGAAGACUAUUGAUGAUUUAGAAGAUGAGCUUUAUGCUCAGAAACUCAAGUACAAAGCCAUCAGUGAGGAGCUGGACCAUGCUCUUAAUGACAUGACUUCUAUCUAACUGUUCACAAUGUGAUCUGGCUUCUCAAGAUCCUGCGCACCCCCAAUCCCCCCGACCCCCAACCCACCCACUCCCAUUUAUCCAGUGGAAUUUAUUCAACCUGUAAUAAAUGUCUGUUGUCCAUUUUAAGCUAGUUCUUUACUAUAAAGUAUGACCCAAAGUGAAAGAAGUCUUUUAGAAGCUGGUGUGCUACAAGGAAAACAUUAAAGCUCAACGAGGAUUUCAA
This is a messenger RNA of Oryzias melastigma (Indian medaka), 1193 nucleotides long. RefSeq names its product tropomyosin alpha-3 chain. The transcript has 10 exons. NCBI's taxonomy places the organism in Eukaryota, Metazoa, Chordata, Actinopteri, Beloniformes, Adrianichthyidae. Bases 113 to 967 code for a protein of 284 amino acids. The record is from RefSeq and is a predicted model, not a curated record. Gene Ontology annotation, cellular component: actin filament. Gene Ontology annotation, biological process: actin filament organization; muscle contraction. Gene Ontology annotation, molecular function: actin filament binding.